Molecule: messenger RNA, 2102 nt
Organism: Oncorhynchus kisutch (coho salmon)
Lineage: Eukaryota; Metazoa; Chordata; Actinopteri; Salmoniformes; Salmonidae
Product: protein SSXT
Exons: 13
Coding region: 142-1383 (413 amino acids)
Biological process (GO): positive regulation of transcription by RNA polymerase II
Cellular component (GO): nucleus
Molecular function (GO): transcription coactivator activity
Source: RefSeq, a predicted model, not a curated record
UGCAGAUUUGAUCCUCUCGAACACGGCCAUGGACUACAUCACAGAAUAACAUCAGAUGUUGCUAAUCUAAACUGUCUGCUUUGAGUUCUACAGAUUUGUUAGUUGUAUGUUUUAGUUUAUUUAGCUUUAUAUGAAAACACCAUGUCGGUGGCGUUUGCACCUCACAGACAACGUGGAAAGGGUGAUAUAACACCCGCUGGAAUUCAAAAGUUACUGGAUGAGAACAAUCAGCUGAUUCAAUGUAUAAUGGAUUUCCAGAGCAAAGGAAAGACCGCAGAAUGUUCACAGUACCAACAAAUGCUCCACAGAAAUUUGGUUUACCUGGCCACGAUAGCAGACUCCAAUCAGAACAUGCAGUCUCUGCUCCCUGCUAAGUGUGACUCCCCUACUCCUCCAGAGGUAAAGCUUGAACCACCCACUCAGAACAUGCCCAUGGGCCCUGGUGGGAUGAACCCGAGUGGAGCGCCUGGCCCCCAGCCCCCCCACGGACACAACAUGCCCCCGGAGGGCAUGGUCAGCGGCGGCCCCACUGCCCCACACAUGCAGAACCAGAUGAACGGGCAGAUGCCUGGGCCCAAUCACAUGCCCAUGCAGGGCCCCGGGCCUGGCCCCAACCAGCCUCCCAACAUGCCCGGAAGUGGCGCCAUGAACAUGCCCCCCAGCAGCCACGGUUCCAUGGGCGGCUACAACCACGCUGUGCCCUCGUCUCAGGGCAUGCCAGCCCAGGGCCAGAUGAACAUGACCCAGGGACAGGGACCCAUGGGCAACUACGGCCCCCGGCCCAACAUGAACAUGCAGCCUAACCAAGGCCCCAUGAUGCAUCAGCAGCCUCCCUCCCAGCAGUACAACAUGCCCCCUGGGGGUGGCGGGCAGCACUACCAGGGCCAGCAGAAUCCCAUGGGCAUGAUGGGUCAGGUCAACCCGGGCAACCAUGUCAUGGGGCAGAGGCCUAUGCCCCCUUACAGACCCCCACAGCAAGGACCCCCUCAGCAGUACCCAGGGCAGGAAGACUACUAUGGGGACCAGUACAGUCACGCAGGACAGGGAGCUUCAGAAGAGCGAGACCCAGCAGCCAACCAACAGUCCCCCUAUGAAAAAGAUCAUGGAAACGCCCAGUAUGGCCAGCAGCAGGAGGCCUACCAGCAAGGUCCUCCUCAACAGCAGGGCUACCCCCCACAGCAGCAGUACCCCGGACAGCAGGGCUAUCCUGGACAGCAACAGGGUUAUGGUCCAUCCCAGGGAGCUCCAGGCCAGUACCCUCAGGGUUACCCCCAGGGCCAGGGGCAGCAGUACGGGGCCUACCGGGGCCCCCAGCCCGGCCCCCCUCAGGCCCAGCAACAACGCCCAUACCCAGGCUACGACCAGGGACACAUGAGGAAAUAAAGACCCGGGGAUUUGAACCCCUGACUAGCUCUGUAAGAAGCAAAGGGUCAAUAUGGAAAUUACCAGCAAUGAGAGAUGGUCAUGGCAGUCAACAAGAGCCCUGCUCUGACCUCUAACCUCUAAACUCGGCUGCAGCUCACUGAGACACCCUCUCUCUCACACACGCACACACACGCACACACUUUGUGGUCCUUAUGUGAAAUGUGUAAUUUUUGUUAAUGUCGAUAAUGAGAUGAUUUUGUCCACUUCCAUCACUUCGCUUCUGGUCUGUGUUAGUCUCAAAGCAGCGAUGCCUUAAAAGGAAACAGAGCUGCCUUAUACAGAGCCCCGCAGAUGGUGAAAUGGGCAAAAAUAACAAGUUACAUUCAUUUUUUGGAUAUAACAGGACAGAAUUGUACAGAACUGAACUUCACACUCAUGUAGUGCAAUGUUUCUCCAUCCAAUAGCCCCCCGUUCAUAAGAAGCAAUAAUGCCAAUGGGAGGGGGUGGGACAGAGGCGGCGUGAGGAGAUCUUGCAUCUGAAACAAAAUUCUGUUAGGCCAUGGUACAUGUCAAGGUCAACAUAUGUGAUGUAAAAAUCUAUUUUAUGCUUUUUAGAUUAAGCUAACUUUGUAUAAGAAUUGAGACUAUCGUUGAAUAUUGUUUUGGGGUUUUUUCUCUCUUUAACUAUGUCUAUUGAUGUCAUUUUUUGUUGUUGUGAUGACAUUGUAUUCAUCCCC